GGUUUAGCUGGAAACGCCGGAGAUGGGUGGCAGAGGCCAGCCGAGAAAGAAAGAUCCGCUACCUAAGGGUGGUGCUACAACAAAAACAACAGAUUUGAAAGAUGAUAAUGGGGAGCAAAAUAGCAUCCAAGUUGAGGAAACCAACAAAGAGCAAACUGAGGUUGUGAAGCCUGUUGCUCACGAUCCAAACCAGAUGGGUCUCGAAAUUGAGGAAUCAGGUUGUUUGAGUCCAGAUCUAGGGGAGAAAGAAAGGGACGCUGAAGGAAUUUUGCUAGAUCUAGCAGAUUCGACACAAGGUCAGAGGAAAAGCAGAUGCGAUGCAGGUCCUAGGGAUGGAAGAGCAGAUAAGGGGAAGAGCGAGGUCGACCCCGUGGAAGGGAAAGUAGUGAUGGGGAAGAAGGGAGUGCGCUCAGAGACUCAGCCUUCUGUCAUCCAGAUGAAGCAACCUUCUGAGGAAAGGGCCGCUGGUUCUACAUCCGGUACGGCGGUAUCUCCUAGUGCUCGGUGGAGUGAGCUGAUUGAGAAGGAGAAAGGGGAAUUUCAUCCAUCCCUAAAGCAGAAGCCACUACGUAGCUGGUCUUCGGUUGUGGAAAGGAAUAGGGAUAUUAGUAAAGGAUGGGAUUUGCAAUAUAUAAAACCUCAAGACCCAACUGGUGUUGUGGUUAUUACUGAGGAUGAGUGGGUUAAAGGGUCAAAGAUUUGGGAGAAUGCUCUUGUUGGGUAUGUUCUGGGAUCUAAACCUGAUUUUAAGGAUGUUGCUAAUUUUGUGAAUAACAAGUGGAGGGAAUUCCAGGUGCCUAAGGCGUCUAUGCUGCGAAAUGGAGUUUUCUUGUUUGAUUUUGGUAAUGCAGAUGCAAAGCAGGCGGUGCUAGAGAGGCGAUGGACAUUUAAUGGGCACCCUUUGAUUUUGAAACAAUGGACUCCAGAUUUUGAUCCUGACAAUUUGGAUAUCAGUAAGAUUCCUGUCUGGAUCCAAUUUCCUGAACUCCAUUUGAGUCUCUGGAACCCUGAGAGCUUAGGAAAGCUAGCAAGCUAUGUGGGAGUUCCUAUUGCAACUGAUGCAUUAACAGCUAAAAGGCAAAGAGUGGCUUAUGCUCGUAUGCUAGUAGAGAUGGAAAUCAUGGACACUCUGCCCCGUGUAGUUCCUAUUAUUGGUCCUAAGGGUGUGUUCCAGCAGCCUGUGGUCUUUGAAUGGGAGCCUGUUAGAUGUGGUAAAUGUAGAAACCUGAGGCAUGAAGAGAGAAACUGUACUGCUAAGGAAAAAAAGGUGUGGGUUCCAAAAAAACCUGCCAAGGAGCAGGUGGUCAAUCAGAUAGUUGGCACAAAGUCUUUUGAGGGGAAUGAUGAAUUAUGUAGUGGUGAAGUGCAAACAGCUACUAAUUCAGCAAAUGUGAAGCAGAGUACACUUUCACGUCCUUCUGGAAAGUUGAUAGUGGAAAGAAAUGAGCAAAGUCCAGUGCAACUGGAAGUGGGAGCUAUGAAGUCAGUGAAUCUACAGAAUGAGACUAGUAUUGGCACAGGGGAUAAAGAGAUGAUGCAAAAGGCAGCAGGGGGAGAAUCUUCUGUAAAUUUGAAGGUGACUGAAGUAAUACAAACAGACCAAUUGCUACAUGUUGAAGUAUGCUCUACAGUUGGGGACGUUAAAUUUUUGUGCACAAUUGUCUAUGCUUUUAAUACUUUUGAUGGUAGAGUAGCAUUAUGGGAUCAAGUUAGAGCUCUAGACGUUGAAAAUGUGCCAUGGAUAAUUUCUGGAGAUUUUAAUACAACUCUAAAUUAUGGUGAAAGGGUGAAGCCUAAUGGAGUUGUUUGGGGAGAUACCUCAGAGCUCAAGGAUUUUGUCAGUAGAAUGGAGGUUUUUGAUCUGCAAUUUUCAGGUGCUUUCUUCACUUGGAGUAAUAAGCAAGGGGAAAAUGACAGGUUGUGGUGCAAGCUGGACAGGGUAAUGGCAAAUUCAACAUGGGUUAGUGCAUUCCCAAAUACUUUUGUUGUCUUUCUAAAUCCACAAUCCUCAGAUCAAUCACCCUCUUUAGUGACUGUGGAUGUAUUGAUGAACGAGAAACCAAGGCCAUUUAGAUUCUGCAAUGCUUGGUCUAAAGAUGAAAACUUCCUUGAUCUGGUUAGGGAAGCUUGGAGGGUGGAUAUUCAGGGAUGCCCUAUGUUUGUUGUAGUGCAGAAAUUGAAAUUGGUAAAACAGAAGAUGAAGCAGCUGCAUAAAAAUAGAUAUGGAAACUUGGAGGGAAGAAUAAAAGAUAUGGCAGCAGAGCUACAAAAUGUUCAAGCUUCCAUGCAGAAUGCUUUAUUUGAUGAGACUUUGGCUGCAAAGGAAAAGGAACUUCAACGUGAAUUAACUAAGCUUGAGAGAGCCAAUUUGUCCGUAAUUGCCCAACGAGCUAAAGUAACUUGGCUAAAGGAGAUGGACUCUAAUUCUGCUUAUUUUCAUGCUAAAGUAAAGGAGAGGCAGCAUAGAAGUGUUAUUAACUCCAUCCUGAACAGUGAAGGAGUUAGAGUGACUCGGCCUGAACUUAUAGAACAAGAGUUUUUAAUGUUCUAUCAAAACUUGUUUGGAAAGGCAAAAGAAGGUGUUCAAGCAAUUGAUAUGAAUGUUAUCCGCAGGGGCAGAGUGUUAACUACAGAAGAGUCAGAAGAGUUAUGCAGGCCAUUUACUGCUAAGGAAGUGGAGACUACCCUAUUUUCAAUUCCUUCUAACAAGUCAUCGGGGCCUGAUGGAUUCACUUCAGGUGGGAAAGUCCUCAAGCAAAUUCAUGCCACCAAUAUCACUAUUGUUCCGAAGGUGGGCAACCAGAAGAUUAAUGAAGUGCUGAACAUGCUGCCAAAGGGUUAUUUUCAGGGGCAACGAGGGCUUCGACAAGGUGAUCCAAUCUCGCCUUAUCUAUUUGUGCUAGUGAUGGAAUAUCUCACAAGGAAAUUGAAGGAGUUAGAUAUGCAGGAGAAGUUUAAAUAUCAUAGUAAGUGUCGAGUGAUGCAACUUACGCACUUGAUCUUUGCAGAUGACAUUAUGCUUUUUUGUAAUGCUGAUGAGGAGUCCACUGUUUUGAUGAUGCAAAAGUUUGAGGAGUUUGCCCGAGUCUCUGGGUUGGAAGUGAAUAGAAUGAAGAGUAGAGUUCAACUUGUUAACUCUGUUUUAUUCCACAUUCAAGUUUUUUGGAGUGGUGCUUUAUUGAUUCCUAAGAAAGUGUUAAAGCUAAUUGAUACUGCUUAUAGAAAUUUCAUUUGGUGUGGUAAAUGGAAUUAUAAUGCAAUGUCUCUUGUAGCAUGGGAUGAUGUAUGUGUGCCAAGGAAAGAAGGGGGACUAGGGGUGAAGCAAUUGCUGCAUUGGAAUAAGGCAGCAUUAGGCAAAUUGGUUUGGAAUAUAUGUCAACAUCAAGAGUCGCUGUGGGUUAAGUGGGCACAGGUGGUGCUGUUGAGGGGUGAAAAUUUUUGGAAGGUUAAAAUCCCAACGGAUUGUGCUUGGACAUGGAGGCAAGUUUUAAAACUUCGUCUUCUACUGAAAAAUAUCAUUUGGAUGCAAGUGGGAGAUGGAAGACAAGUUUCACUAUUCUAUGAUUGGUGGGCAGGUGAGUUAAGGUUCUGUGAGUUGAUCUCAAGGGAAGAGAUUGUUGUUUGGGGCCAUGACCUUACAGUUAGUGAGUGGUGGGAUGGUUUAGACUGGACCAUUCCAGAUAGUUUUCUGAGAAGACAUCCCAUGCUUGUCCAGAUUAUUAGAUGUCAAAAACUAUCUCAACAAGUGGACAAUGCUAUAUGGAAACCUGCAAAGAAUGGUUUGUUUACUAUUUCAAGUUGCUAUGAGUUCCUAAGAGUGAAACGCCCUAAGACUAAAAACUAGAGAUUUACUAACAAGUAGAGGUAUGAGGGUUGAGAAAGGGUGCUGCCUAUGUGGUAGAUAUAAUAAAAUUUUUAUAUUUUU
Molecule: messenger RNA, 3925 nt
Organism: Rubroshorea leprosula
Lineage: Eukaryota; Viridiplantae; Streptophyta; Magnoliopsida; Malvales; Dipterocarpaceae
Source: the annotation of a GenBank genome assembly